Mesocestoides corti is the source of this 4143-nucleotide messenger RNA. The record is from the annotation of a GenBank genome assembly. Lineage: Eukaryota; Metazoa; Platyhelminthes; Cestoda; Cyclophyllidea; Mesocestoididae.
AUGCACGAAGCACCCGUAGGCUUGCCGAUUGUUGUCAAUAUAUCCACAAUUGGAUAUUGCAGUCCGACUUAUGCGUCUCAGUACCGCGUCGGUAAAUCAUGCCUGAUACAUCGGUUUAUGGGCCGUGGUCAGUAUACAGAAGACCACUUAUCAGUUAUCAGCAGUUCAGACUACUGUGGAAGUAUUAUAGCGGCAAGUCAGUGGAUUUAUUGGGGCUCCCGGACGAUACAGCAUGAUUCAAAGAUCUAUCGUUUGAGAAUUAUUGAGCAGUGUGAUUUUAUUGAUGAUCAUUUAUUCACUCCAUUCGGGAAAGAUCCCUACAUGGAUAGGUGUUUUUCCAGCCAUAUUCACGUUGAGACCCCGAAAACUGCGUAUAUUUGCAAAGAUCAGGUUGGAAAUGAGUGGAAGUAUCCACAUGAAAUCCUCGAGCCUGGUGAUUUUGCCGUUGACGUCUUUGUAAUUGUUCUGGAUAUAACGCUUACUGGUGACGCCGCUUUAUCUCAGCAGCGUUUUCUUAAAAGAGCCGUGUCUGAGAUGCGAAGAAAGAAACUACCGUUCGUGUUUGCAUCCUCAAAGCAUGACUGUUUCGCCUCCACCGAGAACAGAGAAUUCGUCAAGAAUUUGUUGCGUAAAGCGUCUAAAUCACUCAAGAAGGUGAAAUGCUGCAGAGUUGAAACAUCUGCGCGACUCAACGUCAACGUUCUGCAGGCCUUUCUUUCCGCAGCUCUCCUGUGCUCCUCCACGGCGAGUGAAAUUACUGGCAAAUAUUUUCCCUACUCUCCUCCCCCCGAUACUCACACAUCGCCUGCCGUGGAACCCUUCGGCCGUUUUCGGCAUUCAGAUCGAGCUGGCACGUUAGUGUCGAUUUACGCUGACGCAAACUCAAGUCCAAUUGGCAGGAAGAAGUUACGCUUACUCCCUCGCGUCCUCAAUCGUCUUAGUUUGACGGAAAGCCUGACCUACGACCUCCCUGUGGACGGGAAAUCUGUACCAUCAAAUGUGACUUGUUGUUCCAUUCCUGUUGUUGUUUCCUCAGACUCAUCGCGGCAGACCUCCUUACGUCAGAAGAAUCCACGUCUUUCGGAGGUCCUGCCUGUUAACGGCGCGUGUACAUCGCACGUGUGCUACGAGACAAUCAACCCUGAUUCCAAUCUACCGCCUCACCAGUUGCCUUCACCUUCUCGUCCGCAAAUCGCGCAUAUAAUUCACCAGCCUAUGGCACCAUCUUCCCAUCUGCUUCGCAUGACUCCCGACGAUCCGCGGCCUGUCGACUCGCCAAAUCCAUCCCCGCAGUCCCUUUUUAUUCUCUUUCUCAGUGGACCUGGCGCAUCAGCGCUGAAGGCAAAUCUGCAAGCCCAGUGCCACAGAGACAGAUUCCAUCUAGCGGAUGACGCGUGUUUUCGGGUGUGGAUAUUCGAUGCGGUGGAUCCGCACGCGGUGCAGAUAAGUCCCUCUAAGUGGCAACCUCACCACGCCCUGAAACCGUCGCCUUCCGUCGUGUCCGCCUUCACGACCCCGGUCAACAGCGCUGCCGCCGGUCCGCAUUUUCGACGCGCCUCAGCGGGCAGCGCCGACUGUGGGGUGAAGUGUCGUGGCAGCGGAAGGCACCAACAUCAACAGCAACAACUCAGGCUGAGUCUGUGGGCGUCAGACAUGGGGGUGGCGGGGCUGGAAGGGUCUGAAUGCCAGCCACCCAAAAACGUCGACGCCGUGGUGCUCCGGACCACUGGCGACGACCUGCCUGCCAACGAGUACUACGAUGAAGUCGGCGGUGACUUCAAGCUUGAAGUGAGAAAAGUGUUCGACUUGUCGAAAAGCCUCAAAGUGCCCCUCUUCUACGUUCACGAGAAGGCAUCAUCAGGUCUCCUGGCAGCGCUGAUCUUCUACGCCAAAAAUACGUCCACAUUCAAGGCGAUCAUCGACUCAGAUCCCUCCUCGUCGUCGCUGAUCCUGUUGACAGAGCCAUGCACCGUCGAUUUGCCACUGAUAACAGAGCUGUGCUGCGCCGAUACUGACGAAGACGACCCGCAAGUCUCCAUCGCCAGCACCCACAACCACACCACACUCUCCUCCGUCGAUAUGCCCGCGUUCGUGGCCCUUCCACGUGUCGCUGUUGGUCUUGACUACGUGUGGAGCCUUCCGUCGGAGCGUGAGGUGACCACGCAGUCACCGCUUGUCGUGUUCGCCACAAUAUACCAGACACUGGAAAUCUUCUCCCAAUUCGAACCCGAGGCGGGUGAACCUCUAGCGAGGAUUCGAUUUGCCGCGCUACACUUCCAGACCCCGCAGUGGCCGAAAUUCUGUGGAGAGCUAGCUUCUCAGUUGCAAUCCCUCGUAACCGCCGCAAGCGAGAAUCUGCGGAGACGGCGAGCAGAUGAGACUGAGGAGGACGACGAUCACCUGAUCAUCAUGCUCGUGGCCUUGACAUCAGCUGACUCGACUAGACCGCGUCAGCUGGUCAACUUACUGGCCACCCAACAGGGCUGCCUCCUCUGGCACCCGAAGAUCUUUGGACCGCGACUUCGGCCCAUCAAUCAGGACGAUCAUCAGCUGGACCCUCACGAUCGGAAGCCGUCAUUGGCGUUUUUGCAUGUACAAUCAGAACGUGAUCGAGAAUGGGAGCUCUACCGUCAGGCGCUGAACGCAGACAUGUCGUCGUGGUUAUCGAGCUAUUCUCCGGAUUACACUCGGACCAGUAGUACAACCACCACGGAUGGACGCUGUUCGAGGGGCGACAACUGCGAAGUCUGUCGCCAUCAGCAGCAACCGCAGCCGGAACUCCAACACCAACAGGAAGAGACUGAACCACUUCCCCGCCAACACUACUCACCCGUCCUGUUGCCACGGUAUCAGCUUCGUGACAACGGCCAAGAAAAACACUGGGUCACGCAUCACCACACGCACUGCUGCACCACUGCGGUUACGCGAGUCGAUGACGGUGGUGGUGGGGAUGUUGAUCCGGAUUACGUGGCUUCUCGAUUCCAGGCACCUCCAACCUGCCACUCGGACAUCAGUCACUGCGCACUGCUUGGCCAAUCUGUCGAUGACAUGCUCUCCGAGCAGUACGCCGAUUUCGUGGAUCUCCUUGGCGAAGCACAGACAGAGUCGUACGCUCGAGUCAAACGCCCGCAUCGCCCCCAGGGUCCAAACGUCUCCCCGUCGUGUUCGUCCUCGUCACUGGUGAGCCUCACGAUGUCGUCGCUGGUGACGUCGUACACGUCGUCGUCACCAGACCGACAGGUGCCGCGUCGCCUCCAACGCUCCCUCUUCCGCUCCUGCUCCGACACCCCGCCAGCCGCCACCGCCACCGACCUCAGCAGCAGCGGUCGGGGUGGCUGCUUCCGAAACGACUCGGGCAUCGUCAUGUUCAGCAAGGCGGCUGCCGGCUCCACCUUCACGCCAAUCCCGGUGGCGCUGGCGCCGCGAAACGUCGCCGUUGGUAGCAGUCUGAGCGAGCUCGUGAGUGACUCCUUCUGGCCGGUUACGAAUCCUCUCGACGGUGGACGGCACGCGCCAACCUCGGACGACUACGAACCGGUCUAUGAGGAGCCCAUUCAGUUGGACUGCCAGCCCUACAAGUGUGUCACACCCGACAUACUUAAAGGACCAGGUGGAUGGAGGGUUGCGGAGAGUGCCACGCGCGCCAAUUCCUGUUCAAGUGCGCGCGCACCGCCUGUCUCGGAGACGCGUCGACGAUCCAGUCGUAAUUGGCUCUUGUCUGGCGGGUGUUUCUUCAGUCCCACCCCACCCGCGUCCGCGUCCUCCGUCAGAACCUGCGACGGCACAGAUCCUCGGUGUUCGCCAGCGCCGAAGCUUUCCGCGCCGUCAGCCAUCUCUCCGACAGCCUCACCGAGGUUGUCGUCGUCGUUGGCCAACUCGACCGCCGGCACGAUUCGAUCGAAAUCCGGCUUCCGACGGCCCGUGCCAAGGCUGAUCGAUUCACGGAGGAAGAGUCAAGGUCACGCCUACCCAACACCGACGGUGUGUGACGAGGUCAGCGUCUCUCAGACGUCGCUCGGUCGCGACGACUCGAGUCGACACGCGAACCUCUUCGCGGGUUUGAAGUCGGCCUUUCGACGCCGCGGUUCGCUGUUUCGAUCGACCUCGAAGACGCGCAACCGGAAGAGUCAUGCCAAGCACUGA